Williopsis jadinii is the source of this 2566-nucleotide messenger RNA. It is a transcript of the gene DOA4, whose product is annotated as ubiquitin-specific protease DOA4. The transcript has 2 exons. Gene Ontology annotation, biological process: protein deubiquitination. The coding region runs from base 138 to 2528 and encodes 796 amino acids. The record is from RefSeq and is a predicted model, not a curated record. Gene Ontology annotation, molecular function: cysteine-type deubiquitinase activity. NCBI's taxonomy places the organism in Eukaryota, Fungi, Ascomycota, Saccharomycetes, Phaffomycetales, Wickerhamomycetaceae.
GUUUUAUACUCUGUUAAGGCGUAAUCAUUUGUAUAUUUGUUUAUCACAAAUAUCCACCUUAUAAUUGGCUAAAAAAGAGAAACUGCACCAAAGGAGAAGGAGAUAGAGAGAAGGUGUAUAUACAUGGAUUGAACAGAAUGACCUCCUCAAUAACACAGACAGGGUGUACAAAUACAAAGCUCAAGAGCAUUGGUGAGCUACAAAGUCUAGUGAAUGAAUUCUUAGCUGGUACAGAUACAUCAAGGAUGACCAAAUGUUUGGAAACUUCACUUGGUUGUUUUGAGAACUACAAGAAGGAAUUAAAAAAAGGAGACCAAUUAGACUAUGAGAAGGCUUUCAUCUACUAUGCUGCUACGCAAAAGCUUAUAUCUCAAGUAAUACCUACGCUUUCGGAUAAGGAGACUACGAAGAAGGGGUAUAUUGAAGUUUAUGAUGAAUUGAAAUCAAGCGUUCAUUCUGACGAGAACUUCCACAGGAUUAAGAACUAUAUCUUAGAACAUUCAGAGAAACCAAAUCCGUUCAACUUUAAACAUAAUGGUGUUAUCGAUUCACAUCAGCUAAAGGUUUUGAUCGAUAGAUAUGGUAACGAUGUACUCCUUAUCGAUUUCAGGGCGAGAGACGAAUUUAGAAGAAACCAUAUCAGAUCAACAAACAUCGUUUGUAUAGAGCCAAUUGCAGUGAGACAAGGAUAUAAAGAUGAGGAUGUUGAACUUUCACUGUUUGCAUCUCCAGAUAGGGAACGUGAACUGUUUGAAAAGAGAGAUCAAUUUGAAAUGGUUAUCAUUUACGAUAUCGGCUCAAAAGGGCUGACAGAUGAACCGAUAGCAAAGAUUUACAAAAUCUUACGAGAUAGAUCAUUCGAUAAACCUUUGAAAAGAGAACCAGUGAUCCUCAAAGGUGGUAUCAUAUCUUGGGUUGAAACUUAUGGGUUGUCAAAUUUUGGACAUCAUCACGGUGAUUUAUCAGUCCCGACAAGAUCUAUUUCAAAACCAUCCCAGGCGACUAAGGAUAACAACAACGUUGCAAGAAGCUUUACGGAUUACUUAUCAAAUCCUCAAAAGAUAGACUUUAGUGCUUCUACUUCUUCCUCUAUGCCUCGAAACUAUAACUCCUAUUCUUCUCAACAGCAUAGCACACAGCAUCUAUAUGAACCACAACAACAGCAAAAACCAAUUCGGAGAUCGAGUAGUUUCAAACUGCCAUCUUUCUCUUCCUCGUCGUCUCCUGUUAUUAUAUCACCAAAACCACAACAAAAGUUGGUGAUGUCACCACAACAGAGACCUAUGAGCACUCCGCCAAAACGACCAAUCAGUUCACCACCUUUACCACCAAGACUGAGAGAAGUCAAUGAAAGAACAUCAUCUCCAAAACCGGCUUUAAUUUCUCAUUCAAAGGAUUCCUUGACAAAUGGUCAUACGGAUCUCUCAAAGUUAUACUGUACUACAGGACUGGUUAAUAUGGGUAACUCUUGUUACAUGAAUUGUAUUAUUCAGUGUCUUUUUGGCACAAUUCCGCUAUUGAAGCUGUUUAUUGAUGGAACUUGGAAAAGCCAUGUCAAUGUUAACAGUAAGUUGGGUACGAAGGGUAUAAUGGCAACAUAUUUUGCUCAAUUAGCACAAUCAGUGCUUUUAAAUGACAAUGCCAUAUUUGAACCUAGAAAUUUUAAAGCUAUGGUUGGUUCAUUAAACCCGAUGUUUAAAAAUUGUGAUCAGCAGGACUCAUCAGAAUUUUUGAACUUUGUACUGGAUGGAUUGCAUGAAGAUUUGAAUGAAUGUGGUAACAAGCCAAGGGAACCUGCUCCAACUGAAGAACAAGAGAAACAGUUGGAGAAAAUGUCAAUCAGAGUUGCCUCUACAAUUGAGUGGGAACGUUAUCUAAAAUCGGAUUUUAGUGCCAUCUUGUAUUUCUUCCAAGGUCAAUUUGCAAGUCAGUUGAAAUGUUUAGAAUGUGGUACCACAUCCACAACUUAUCAAUCUUUCUCUGUGUUGAGCAUUCCAAUACCUGAGGAGUAUAUUAACUCAAGGGCUGACAAAAUUCCUCUUGAAAGAUGUUUUGAAGAAUUUACAAAGCUGGAAGUCUUGGACGGCGAAAAUAGAUGGCAUUGCUCCAAGUGUAAACAGUUGAGGAAAUCUACAAAGAAGAUCACCAUCACUAGACUUCCUCAAAACUUGAUCGUCCAUUUGAAGAGAUUUAGAGGUGGUACCAGCUUUGCGAAAAUCACAACUUUCAUCGACUAUCCAUUCGAAAUGAACUUGACCAAGUUCUGGCCACAGGUGAAGACGCCUGAAGAGGCGAAUCAACUUUCACAUUUGUUAACCAGAGAACAGUCGCCUCCUUUCAAUUACAACUUAUAUGCUGUUGCUAACCACUCCGGAUCUCUGAGUAGUGGACACUACACUGCCUUUGUAUGGAAGGGAACCACAAAGAAAUGGUGUUAUUUCGAUGACACACGAGUGAUGAAAAAUGUUCAAAAGAACUCAGUUGUAAAUUCAAAUGGUUAUGUGUUGUUCUACACUAGAAGUUAUUAAUAACAAGUACAUAUGGCAUUAAUCUUAUUCAAAAUAGG